AUGGCCUCGGCGAAGCUGCGGUGGCUGUACGCGGCGCUGGUGGUGCUGGGCGCCCUGUGCUUGUACUUCAGCAUGCACAGCCUGCCCCUGCUUAGGGGAGAGCUGUUCGUGUUCAAGAAGGAGAGCGGGCGGUUCCUCCAGCUCCCCGCCGUGGACUGCCGGCGGGACCCCCCCUUCCUGGUCCUGCUGGUCACGUCCUCCCACGAGCAGCUGUCCGCGCGCACGGCCAUCCGCCAGACGUGGGGCCGGGAGAGGGUCGUGCGGGGCAAACGGACCGAGACCUUCUUCCUCCUGGGCACCACCCCCAGCGAGGCCGUGGCCCGCGCCGUGGCCCAGGAGGGCCGGCGGCACCGCGACAUCAUCCAGAAGGACUUCGUGGACGUGUAUCUGAACUUGACCCUGAAGACCAUGAUGGGCAUCGAGUGGGUCCACCACUUCUGCCCGCAGGCGGCCUUCGUGAUGAAGACGGACUCGGACAUGUUCGUGAACGUGUCCUACCUGGUGGAGCUGCUGCUGCGCAAGAACCGCACGGCCCGCUUCGUCACGGGCUUCCUGAAGCUGCACGAGCUGCCCAUCCGCGAGAAGCGCAACAAGUGGUUCGUCAGCCGCCACGAGUACCCGUGGGACCGCUACCCGCCCUUCUGCUCGGGCACCGCCUACGUGCUCUCGGGCGACGUGGCCAGCCAGGUGUACAACGUGUCCGACAGCGUCCCCUUCCUCAAGCUGGAGGACGUGUUCGUGGGGCUGUGCCUGGCCAAGCUGCGCAUCGGCCUGGAGGAGCUGCACUCCGAGCAGACCUUCUUCCCGGGCGGCCUCAGCUUCUCCGCCUGCCGCUUCCGCAAGAUCGUGGCCUGCCACUUCGUCCAGCCCCAGAGGAUGCUGAGCUACUGGAAGGCCCUGGAGGCCUCCCCGGCGGAGGAGUGCCCGGCCGAGUGA
This is a messenger RNA of Eptesicus fuscus (big brown bat), 936 nucleotides long. RefSeq names its product beta-1,3-galactosyltransferase 5 (gene B3GALT5). The transcript has a single exon. Gene Ontology annotation, cellular component: membrane. The coding region runs from base 1 to 936 and encodes 311 amino acids. The record is from RefSeq and is a predicted model, not a curated record. Lineage: Eukaryota; Metazoa; Chordata; Mammalia; Chiroptera; Vespertilionidae. Gene Ontology annotation, molecular function: N-acetyl-beta-D-glucosaminide beta-(1,3)-galactosyltransferase activity.